Molecule: messenger RNA, 1733 nt
Organism: Monopterus albus (swamp eel)
Lineage: Eukaryota; Metazoa; Chordata; Actinopteri; Synbranchiformes; Synbranchidae
Gene: chrm3b
Product: cholinergic receptor, muscarinic 3b
Exons: 5
Coding region: 12-1733 (573 amino acids)
Biological process (GO): adenylate cyclase-inhibiting G protein-coupled acetylcholine receptor signaling pathway; regulation of smooth muscle contraction; chemical synaptic transmission
Cellular component (GO): synapse; plasma membrane; dendrite
Molecular function (GO): G protein-coupled acetylcholine receptor activity; G protein-coupled serotonin receptor activity
Source: RefSeq, a predicted model, not a curated record
CUUACCAGGAGAUGGCCAUAUUAUCUGGCAGUGUUGAUGGAUGGAAGCAGCAUAAUGUUAGUCAUGUUUCAAGACAAGGAGAGAACUUUACUCAUUCACCAGUUAACAGGACAUUAGGCCUGAUGCUACCAGCAGAAGACUUUGACCCAUUAGGAGGACAUACUAUCUUGCAGGUCAUCAUAAUUAUUUUUCUCACUGGAUCACUUUCUCUUGUUACUGUUGUUGGCAACAUCCUCGUGUUGGUGUCAUUCAAGAUCAAUAAGGCACUGAAGACGGUAAACAACUACUACCUCCUUAGCCUGGCAUUUGCUGACCUGACCAUUGGCACACUGUCAAUGAACUUAUAUACCACCUACAUCAUCAUGGACCAGUGGGCUCUUGGGCCAGUGGUUUGUGACUUGUGGCUUGCAAUCGACUACGUGGCUAGUAAUGCCUCAGUCAUGAACCGGCUUGUCAUUAGCUUUGACAGGUAUUUCUCUGUCACCAGACCUUUGACCUACCGGGCCAAGCGUACAACCAAGCGGGCUAUGACUAUGAUUGGACUAGCCUGGUCCAUCUCUUUCAUUGUGUGGGCCCCAGCUAUCCUGUUAUGGCAGUACAUUGUGGGUGAGCGGAGAGUCCAGCCUAAUGAGUGCUACAUCCAGUUCCUGUCUGAACCCACCAUUACAUUCUGCACUGCUAUUGCUGCAUUCUACUUGCCUGUGACUAUUAUGGCAAUCUUGUUCUGGAAGAUAUAUCAAGAGACAGAGAAGCGAACAAAAACUGUACAAGGCCUUAAAGGGUCUGGGUCAGGCAACAACCCAAGCCAGGCCUGGAGUCAAGAAAAUUGCAGUGGAAGGGUUGGUGGAGUAGGUGCAACUAACAGCCAGAAGAACUCAUCAGUCACACUGUGCCAGAUGAGCUACCAAAGAUGCUGCAGUUAUGAACUAAAUCAGCUGGCUUCAGAGAAGAACACUGACAAUACCACUAUAAAUGGAGGGAGAGGAAGCAGAGGAAGGUGUGGUGUGGUCUGCCUUCAGUUUUUAUCCCUGCAGUCAGGUGGCCAUGCAUCCAAGAAGUCCUUCAACACCAUGACAACUACAGUUGGAGAGGCAGCACAGAGCAGCUGCGAUGGCUUUAACAACACUGAAGUUGGUGCCUCUGGGGACCAGUCAGGCUCUGAGGAGGAAGCUGGCAGUGCUGACCAGUCAAUGUCUCCAACAGGUUGGACAUAUGUGGCUCAUGAUGUUAAGAAAUCUAGGAAGAUGAAGAAAAACGAGGACAAACAGUCAUCAUCAUCCAACAAAAGUAAAAAAAAAUCUAAAUCAAACUCGGUCACCUCAUCACCUGCAGCCUUCACCAUAAAAGAUGCAGCUAUGGCAAAACGGUUUGCCUCUAAGAUUAAGAAAGAAAUCAACAAGCACAAGAAUGAAAAAAAGGCAAAUGAGAAGAAAGCGGCACGGACACUUAGUGCCAUCCUUUUUGCCUUCAUUACAACAUGGUUACCGUAUAACAUCAUGGUGCUGGUCAACACUUUCUGUCAGGACUGUAUUCCUGAAACUCUUUGGGCACUGGGCUACUGGUUAUGUUAUGUAAACAGCACAGUCAACCCCAUGUGCUAUGCCCUGUGUAACAAGACCUUCCGAACAACUUUCAGGGAUAUUUUGAUGUGCCAGUGGAACCAAAUGAAGAACAAGCCUCAUUUUCAUCAGAGAAAGGCCGUGGCCUUCAGGAAGAAUGGCUAUGUGGAGUAG